Achroia grisella is the source of this 1484-nucleotide messenger RNA. RefSeq lists its product as uncharacterized. The transcript has 5 exons. The coding region runs from base 137 to 763 and encodes 208 amino acids. Lineage: Eukaryota; Metazoa; Arthropoda; Insecta; Lepidoptera; Pyralidae. The record is from RefSeq and is a predicted model, not a curated record.
AAUUGCCAAAGAAAAUUCUGUCAAAUAUGUAGUUUCUGCUUUUAUGAUUUAAAUUAUUUUUGGGUAUUUUGUUCAAAAUCUGUAGUUGGUUAUUUUAGUUUUUAAAGUAAUUUGUGUGUAAAAAUAAAAAUCGGAUAUGUGUGAUAAUUUGAAAACGGAUCGCAUAAGAUGCGAAGCGUGCCGUACCAUCAAUUUGGCAAAACAUGUGAAGCAUCCCAAACCAGACAUGCAAAUUUACGAGAAAUGCAGUCCAGCGGAGAGAGUGGACUGUUCACGCAUUCCAGAACUCGCACUGAAUCCAACGUGUAUCAAGGUGUGCAGCAAAGAGGAGUACAAGCUUAGAAAGAGCGGGAAACCACUGACCAUGCCUAAACUGCCAUUGCCAUACGCGCAUGGGAAAUUAAUGUACGCUAUCAAAGCUGGACUCCUAGUAGGCGCUGUUUACUUCACGUAUACACAAGGAGUAUGGGGCGACCAACAAGAUGUGACAGAAUGCAUACGUCGUUGGCAGGAAUAUACUCGUAGUAUUAACACUAGACAACCGCCCACCUUCGAUAAAUGUGGUAACGUUGUUAAAAAAGAAAACAGUGAAAGUUUACUGGCGCCUGCAUAUUCUUUAUACAAGGACAUCGUUACCUCUUGUUUUUCGGGAGUCGUUAAAGUGCCUUUACUGGUCAAAUGCGCUUAUAUUGAUUAUCUAAAAGCUUUAGCAAAGAAGGAAGAAGAAGCAAAUAAGGAAAGAAAAAUUAAAAAGAAUGGAUGAAUAAAGAAUGCAGAAAACUAGAUUGUUAUUGUAUAGUCCCAUUGUGAACUGCUCUAAUUAAAUUAAAGUAUAAUUUUACAAAAAUGUAACUGUGAGAGGUUUUUGUAAAGAAAAAUGCAAUGUUAAUUAGAACAAAUUGUUUGUAUUAAAAUAUAAAAAUAAAUUGUCUGUUACGUCAAACGGCUUAAUAUUUAUUAAUAAAAUAUGGAAACAAUUGUUAUUGCACGUUUUACUUUAUUGCACUUAAUAUGUAUAAGCUAUAUUACUAUAAAGUUCAUCAAAAUCCGUUCACUAAUCUUUGCGUGAAAGAGUAACAAGUAUCCAUCCAUACACACAAUCUUUAGCGUUCAUAAUAUUCAGUAAGAUUUUAUAUGCUCAAUCAUUAAUCCAAAAUCUUAUUAAUUAUCAUUCUUUCUACAAAUUUUUAUUUUAUUUUGAUACCCCUGUUUUAGACUUUUUGUCUGUUGUACCGGGCCCUUUUGAGAUUUACAUAUAUAUUUCAUUAUUCCUGGUUUUGUUGAAUAUUCGUAUAACUUUCCUGCUCUAGUCACAACCUCUAUGAUACCAUUUAGAUUAGCAUAUAAAUACUUAUAAAGUCAAACAAAAUAGUUUCCAAUUAUAUAGAACGUCGACGAAUAGAUCAUAGAAAGACUUAUUAACCUGAUUUUCAUUAUUUAGUGCAUAAGUACAACUAAGUAAAACCGAAAACAUAAAUAAUUAG